Molecule: messenger RNA, 2292 nt
Organism: Sabethes cyaneus
Lineage: Eukaryota; Metazoa; Arthropoda; Insecta; Diptera; Culicidae
Gene: Oseg5
Product: intraflagellar transport protein 80 homolog
Exons: 3
Biological process (GO): cilium assembly
Cellular component (GO): intraciliary transport particle B; cilium; centrosome
Molecular function (GO): protein binding
Source: RefSeq, a predicted model, not a curated record
AUGAAAUUUAAGAUUUAUCAAACUAAAGAACCAAAGUCGAAGGAGGCCGUUUUUGCACUUGGAUGGUGUAAUAACGAGGAAAUAUACAGCUGCAACGAUGACCAUCAACUCUAUAGGUGGACCACCACCAAUAGGGACGUCAUGCAAGUUGCGAAACUUCCAGAUGAUUUUAGCCCUACUGACCUGCACUGGUUACAGCCAAAAGGAGCUGGUAUGGGUAGCUCAGGAGGAGCCGGUUCCAAGGGAAGUGAUACACUAUUAAUUUGCAGUGCUGAUGGUAGGUUUAUAAUUUUAAACAAAAGCGCCAGGGUAGAGCGAAACGUUGCGGCUCACACGGCUAGCAUAGUUUCUGGUCGCUGGAGUCCGGAUGGAGCUGGAUUACUGACAGCCGGCGAGGACGGGAUAAUCAAAAUUUGGUCUCGAUCCGGAAUGUUACGUUCUACAAUCAUACAAAACGAGGGACAGAUUCGAUGCGCUAGAUGGGCACCGACUGCAACGGCAAUAGCAUACGGUCAAGGACCUUUCGUAGCUGUAAAACCACUUGCAGCCAACAGCAAGCUGACAAAAUGGAGAGCUCACGACGGGCUGGUUUUGUGCAUUGCGUGGUCCAAUAAUACCGAUUUCAUUGCGUCUGGCGGAGAGGACUGUCGGUACAAAAUUUGGGAUGCUAAUGGAGCCAAUAUCUACACAAGCGUUAGUGACGAUUACGCGAUUACAUCCCUUGAUUUCAGUCCUGACGGAGAACUUUUGGCAGUAGGCGGAUUCAACAUGCUUAAACUUUGUCAUUAUUCAGGGUGGGCGCAUAGUAUCAACCGAUUUAAUCAGGAAGUCGUUGGGUCUCUGUUCAACAUUGUAUGGUCCUCAGACGGGACACAAAUAGCUGCCGGUACUAGCACCGGAAUUGUUUUAUUUGGCCAUAUAAUCGAACGUGAGCUACGAAAUCGAAAUUUGAAAGCUAUUACAAGCGGUCGAAAGACCAUAACGCUGAACGAUAUCGUUACUAGAACGAAGGAUACGCUUGACUUCGCCGAACGGAUUAUUAAAUGGGAACUAGGAUAUGGUCAUCUAGUUGUUGCAACUGUUCACCAAGUUCACAUUUUCAACGAAAACUAUUUCAACACUCCGAUAAUUAUCGACGGAAGGGCUGACAUCAAAAUUAUAAUUCUAGGGAAGAAGAAUUUUCUUCUAGUUGACAAUAACUCAAUAUGGAUUUAUACUUACACUGGUCGCCUUCAUCUGAACCCUCGCUUUCCAGCAUCACAGUCGCAAAUUCCUCAUUUAAGCAAUCGUUGCAUUUCAUUGGGCCUAGAUACCCUUGCCAUUAGAGAUUAUUCGGACCAAACGGUAAUACACGUUUUUGACCUCUUACCUGGAGCCACUAGACAAGAAGAGCCUUACACUAUUCAAAAUAAAUCCCCAUUGGUAGAAGUAGCAGUUUGCCGCUUUGGCAAUCCAGAUGAUCAGUAUCUGGUGUUCAUAGAUGUGAACAGGGAUCUGUUCAUAACCUGUGUGAGAAGUGGUCCUGACUAUCCAAUACACAAAAUUGGAACACAGGUUUGUACCGUUAUGUGGUCCAGUGACACUAACAUUCUAGUGGGACUUCAUGAUUCAUGCUACAGCGUUUGGUACUGCCCAGGUGAAGCGUGUACGGAUCCCACCUUGAUUGCUCUAACGUCGUUUACAUUUGAUACCGCAGAAUUCGGCAAAAAUAUCACACUGGAGAACUUCGAGGGCGCUAACGUUACUUUGCGUAGUUCCGGUGCCAUAUUUACUAUCACAGUAAAGAUGUACUGUGUGAUUUUACACAAGCUUUUCGCCGAUAAUGCAUGGGAACGAGCCCUCAAACUUUGCCGUCUUGUUCAAAAUCAAAUUCUUUGGGCUACGCUGGCGGCAAUGGCAUCGAAACGAAAUCAGCUGGAAAUCAGCAAGGAAGCAUUCUCUGCGGCACUUCAAAUAGACAAAGUUAGUUAUUUGAGCUACAUGAAAGACCUGGCACCGACCAGUCCGGAACAGAUGGCCGAGAACUCCAUUAUGAAUGGGCGAAUUCAGGAAGCGGAAAUCAUCCUGUUGCACAAUAAAAAAAUUCACGAAGCAAUACUAUUUUGCUUGAGAAUGCAUCGUUGGAGCCGUGCAUUGGAUAUAGCCCAGAAAAACGAUACGGACUUGAAGUUUGUACUGAAGGAGAGAAAAAGUUAUCUAAUGGCUCUGGGUAGAGAAGAACAUGAUCCGAAUUUUUUGGGCUUACAGUAAAAACUAAUGGCUUUAUUAAAUUACUAUCAAUACAUUAAUUAA